Molecule: messenger RNA, 574 nt
Organism: Ectocarpus sp. CCAP 1310/34
Lineage: Eukaryota; Phaeophyceae; Ectocarpales; Ectocarpaceae
Source: the annotation of a GenBank genome assembly
GCUUCCUGUCCUUUCUGAGGCACAUCGACAGCGAACAUCGACAGCAAAUCAGAGGCAGAAGAAUGGUCCCGGUCGCUAACCUGCGUGAUGAGUGGAAUCAACUCCAUACCGUUGUGACCAUUGGUUCGAUCAAGGAUGCACUAGCCGUGCUUGCGGCCGGGUGUGUUGACAUCGAUCAAGGCGGCGGUCCUCAGGGUCUCACUCCACUCAUGAUUGCCGUUUUCAAGGCUCGGGCGCACGUUGUGGAGGCCCUGCUCAAAAGUGGAGCCAACUCGUCAAUAGCGGCUGAAGGUGGCUUCACUGCUCUCCACCUUGGCGCUCAAGAGAGAAACGCCACCGUCGUCAAAAUGUUGACCAACGCCGGUGUCGACCUCGAAGUCGUCGCGGGAUCCAACGGCUUGACACCGCUUCACGCGGCCGAAAGUGGAGGAGACUCGGAGGCGGCAUGCGGUGAAGCCUUGACUAGGAUGUACUACAACAGCGGCGGGCACGAGAUUGCGGUGUUCUUCACCCUCUCUCUGCCGCGCGAGGGAUUAUGGCCUUGACUGCUGUUCAGGAGUUCUCGGAUAUCCAG